AUGAAGUUAGAUACAAAGGCCAUGCGCCAUUUGACGGCGGAGGACUGGAGGGUAUUGACGGCGGUAGAAAUGGGCAGCAAGAACCACGAGAUCGUGCCAACGCCCCUGAUCGAGAAGAUUGCCCGCCUCAAGGGUGGUGCCAGCGGCGUGCACAAGUCCAUCUCAGCCCUCGCCAAGGUCGGCUUGAUUGCGCGCAUGAAGGAGGCCAAGUACGACGGCUACCGGCUCACCUACGGCGGGCUGGACUACCUCGCCCUGCACACGCACGCGCAGCGCAAGCACGUCUACAGCGUCGGCAGCCGCAUCGGGGUCGGCAAAGAAAGCGACAUCAUGAUCGUGGCCGACGACAAGGGUACCCAAAAGGUCCUCAAGAUCCACCGCCUAGGCCGUAUCUCUUUCCGCACCGUCAAGGCCAACCGUGACUACCUCAAGAACCGCGCGUCCGCCUCGUGGAUGUACCUGUCGCGGCUCGCCGCCAUAAAGGAAUUCGCCUUCAUGCAGGCGCUGAAGGAAGAGGGCUUCCCCGUGCCCGAGCCCAUUGCCCAGUCGCGGCACACCAUCGUCAUGACGCUGAUCGAUGCGCUGCCGCUGCGGCAGAUCUCGGCCGUGCCGGACCCGGCCGGCCUCUACGCCGACCUGAUAGCGCUCAUCCUCCGCCUGGCCAAGCACGGGCUCAUCCACGGCGACUUCAACGAGUUCAAUAUCCUCAUCCGUGAGGACAAGCAGCCUGGCGAUGCCGCCGCCGACGACCUCACGCUCACCCCGAUUAUAAUUGACUUUCCCCAAAUGGUUUCCAUGGACCACCCAAACGCCGAAAUGUAUUUUGACCGCGAUGUCAACUGCAUCAAGCUCUUUUUCGAGCGGCGAUUCCACUUCGUGAGCACAGCACCUGGUCCACUCUUCAAGGAUGCCAAGAAGACGGUUGGCAGGGACGGUGCGAGGAGGCUAGACGCCGCCGUGGAGGCGUCAGGCUUCACGAAGAAGAUGGCCAAGGAUCUUGAAGCCGCCAUUCGAGAACAGGAAGCCAAUUCAAAAAGCAAUGGGGCCGAAUCAGAUGACCUAGAGGAUAGUUCUGAUGAGGAGGACGAAGGGAAGGAUAGCGACGAGGGUGUAAAUGGAGCUGAAGCUGCCGAGGGACAGCACAUCAUCGGUAGCCAUAUCCCAUUAGAGACUGAAGGAGAGAUGCAGAAACUUACAAUCAAUGAUGAGACUUGA
Canariomyces notabilis is the source of this 1215-nucleotide messenger RNA. RefSeq lists its product as uncharacterized. Gene Ontology annotation, cellular component: preribosome, small subunit precursor; nucleus; cytosol. The transcript is spliced from 2 exons. Gene Ontology annotation, biological process: protein phosphorylation; maturation of SSU-rRNA. Gene Ontology annotation, molecular function: protein serine/threonine kinase activity; ATP binding. Lineage: Eukaryota; Fungi; Ascomycota; Sordariomycetes; Sordariales; Chaetomiaceae. Bases 1 to 1215 code for a protein of 404 amino acids. The record is from RefSeq and is a predicted model, not a curated record.